Molecule: messenger RNA, 1316 nt
Organism: Nematolebias whitei (Rio pearlfish)
Lineage: Eukaryota; Metazoa; Chordata; Actinopteri; Cyprinodontiformes; Rivulidae
Exons: 4
Coding region: 678-1316 (212 amino acids)
Source: RefSeq, a predicted model, not a curated record
UGGGACCAUUUUCACCUGAUGCUGAUUUGGUUAAAGAACAAAACGUCUUGUCACAGAACAAAACAUGGAGUGAUGGGUCCUACUUGGGUUUUCGUCCACAGUCUCAAUCUACUCCAGCAGUUUAUAUAGCUCAGUUGAAGUCCAACACCAAGGCUAAAUUAGGACAAUUUUCAGCCAUAGAAUCUGAUAAAGAGAAUUUCUAUCAGUCGAGCACAGGAAUUACUUCACAGCAAGCUGUCCCAAAAGUUGUUGCCCGUCUCCCACAUGAAGCUAAUCAUUAUGAUAAAGAUUCUCUGCAGACCUCUGCAGAAGUCCAGUUUCUCCCACGUCUCAACUUUAUACAAAAAGUAGAUGCACUGAGUGCAAAACAGAAUGAUAGCCCAACACUGGAAGAUUUUGAUGGCAUCUCUUCUAAAAAUAAAUCUCACCAUGCAGUAUCCAACCCCUUAAACAAAAGUCUUACUCAGCAGGCUGGGACUUUACAACAACCUUCUGUUGCAUGUGCUGUCAAUCAAAAUGCCACUCAGAGCUCCUCCUCAGCGCCCUCUGGCUCUUCUUCUUCAAGAAGAGGAGAGGCAGUGGGCAGUUCUCCUUGUGACAAGGAUAACAAGGAGUCUGAAGCACCACCCUCGCUCUUUGGCAGGUCACAAUCCCACUCCACUUUAAGCACAGUCAUCAUGUCUGUUAAUAAACCUCAACAGAUGGACACGCCUCCAGUAAAAGUGUGGACUCAGAGCCAAGAUGAAGCUCCAAAUCAUCAUCAUUCCAGCACUGAAGUCCAUCCUUCUCUUAUGAGCCUCGGCCACUUCAAUGAUGUGUCGUUUGAUCAGACACUUUCAAGUUCCCAAGAAACUUACAGUGGAGUUAAAGUAAGAGCUUCUGCUGGAACAUCCUCUGUUGUCAGUUUGGAGAUUGAUAAUUAUGCUCCCUACUGGACUUCGAAACACUCAGCCCCACCACCUCCUCCAAAGUCUCCAGAGCUCAACAUCGAUGAACGAAUUCCGCUAUAUCUUCAAAACCUUGGAAUAGACCAGACUCCUUCAAAAAUUCUGACUCCUUUUGCUCCUAGAGGGCCGAUUAGAGAAGUUGAAUUUUCUCUCACUGACCUCUGUGCAACUAAAAGAUCCAUUGGAACCCCUUUGAAGAGCACUCAGCCCUGUGAGGGAGGCAGUCCCCUGAAAGGAGAAUUCUCCAGGUCCAGUAUUUUGUCGGUGGACUCCAGUUUGUCUGUACCGUUUAGCCUGGACAGUCUUGCUCGAACUGUAUCAAUCCCAGAGCUGGUCAGACCAGCAACAAUGGGACUACAGACGAGCUGA